Neltuma alba is the source of this 2198-nucleotide messenger RNA. Its product is annotated as DNA-directed RNA polymerase III subunit rpc9-like. Gene Ontology annotation, molecular function: nucleotide binding. The record is from RefSeq and is a predicted model, not a curated record. The coding region runs from base 1323 to 1883 and encodes 186 amino acids. The transcript has 3 exons. Gene Ontology annotation, biological process: transcription initiation at RNA polymerase III promoter. Lineage: Eukaryota; Viridiplantae; Streptophyta; Magnoliopsida; Fabales; Fabaceae. Gene Ontology annotation, cellular component: RNA polymerase III complex.
UCACUGUUAACUUUUCAUUAACUACUUCAGAUUCAAUGCCAUACAUCAUGGAUUUUUCCAUUAAUUGAUUGUGAUCCCGCUGCACUUUCUAGGAGAUGCAGUUCAGCUGUUCGAUAAAAUGCUUGUGUAGGAUGUGUCUUUUUUGGCUUCUUUAAGUUUCCAUCAAUGUUUGUGAAAAUGGUAUCUACCUAUAUAUUCUCUUUAUUUGGCGAUUAAAAUUGAACUUCCCUUAUUUAUUCAUUUGUUUUGCGUUUUGCGUUGCUUCCUAAGCAGCGCUGUUAUUAUGUACUUAUUGGAAAAUACUAAAACAAUUCAUUACAAUUUUUUAAGAUUAUUGUUGUUUUUAUUAUUUUUUUUCAAUCAUAUUUUGUGAAACAUGAUUUAAUCUACUGAAUAUUCAUAUUUCCUGGAAUUUAAUUAUCAGUUGCAUUUAAAUUUUAGAUCAUAAUCCAAGUCUAGCUAAUUGAGUGGGAUGCACUUUCAUAUCGGAAAAGCUGAUUAUUUUAUAUGUUUUGCUCCACACACGCGCGCGCAUGCACGCAGAUGCAUGCUUGCAUGGGUGUGUUUGCGUCCAUUAUCUCCAAAGUUAGUCCUCAGCUUGUUUCAUACAGUUAUGCUGGCUAAAAGAGUCUUGGUUAAUUGGAGGGUCAUGUUUGAGUAUAAACCCUUUUACAAGAGAACAAUGUUUAUGCUUAUGCAGUAUACACCUGUGAAUAUGAAAUGUUUAGAGUUCAAAAUUUAUGGUGGGUUUAAGAAUAGUAACUUAUUGAUGCAUGAUUUUAUCAAUCAUUAUGUGAUAUCAUUGGGUAUGAAUAUUAUCAUGAUUGGUAUUUGAUUCUUCUUAAAUUAUGAAUUGAAAAAUGAAACAUGGCAAUUAGUAUAUUGUUAAUUGUUGCUUCAUUUGGUGGACCAUGCCUUUUGUUUCCAUGAGGCAGACCUGUUUUAAACGAGCUCAACCCAUGAUCAGGUCUCAUGAAGAAGCAAAUAGACUAGAAAAUCCUUUUUCCAACUCAAUGUGUCAUUAUCUUUUAUUCUUUCACACCUGCUAAUUGCUGGUUUAAAUCUUAAUCAUGCAGCCCAAAGGUACAGAGAUAUAAUUUCAGUACGUGAAUGAGAUCACUUGGUGUAGCUACACUUCCCUGUUGCCAUCAUCUUCUGCAUCAUCUUAUUACUUUGUAGAAUUUGCAAUCCAAUUUCCUCGGUUUUCUUGAUUCCCAAGUAUAAGAGAUUGCAUAAAGCAUUUAUUGUUAUUAGAGGAGAGGCUUUUCUUGUGCACUCACUUCCAUUGCUCUCUAUCACUGAUUCCUUGCAGAUGAAAAUGUAUGUUCUUCCUAUUCAUCUGCUACCUAGUCAAUUUUUUCAAACACAGCUUGAGACAAAACAGUUUAAUUACUUGUUACAGUCUAGAGGCCAAUGCUGGCGCUCUCACAAAUUUUGAGGUCCUUGACUUUUUACGAGCUAAAGGAGCAUCAAAAGAUCCAACAAGGGUUCUUGCUAAAGUAGCACAAUCUGAGUACAAGGUCUACGAUUAUCUGGUCGAUAGUGCUGUUUGUGAUCAAACUAGAGAGAAUAUCAAUGAGUUCUUGGAAAACUGCAAAAGGCAUGAUCUUGCAAAGGCUGAGGUUCUAAACAUAUUAAACAUCAGGCCAACUGCUGCUGUUGAAAUUUUUCCUAUUAUAGAGAAAUGCGAGGAUCGUUUUCCGGAUGAGGAGAUCGAAGAAAUAGUAGAGCUGGUGAAGAAAACAUUGCCGCCACCUCCUGCCAAGCCGGAGACUGAAGGUGUCACUCAGGCCACUGAAGAAAGUGCCGCUUUGAAAAAUGAGAAAGAUAGUGAGACUAGUCAAGUCCAAAAGCAAGAUGGGGAACAAUUGGACACAAGUUGAGACCUUCUAGUCGGUAUUGCAUGAUUAAGAGCAUUAUAGGAGCAUUAAGCAUACUGGUUAAUAUAUCGUUCUUGUCAAAUCGUACUGAUUUUAUUGGUUGGUCAAUGAGAAAUGAAGGAUCCACUGGAAUCAUGUGGCAGAGAACUUUCGAUAAUGCUUAUGUUUGGUGACUUGGAAAACACUGGGGACUCCAGGAUUGGUGAAUCCUUUGACCAAACAGUAUGUUAUUUCUUUUUUUCCAUUUUUUAUUGUUCAUAAAUUCUAUUGGAAGGUGUUGAGAUCAACCAUUUAAAAGUGAUUUUACGGAGUCUAAAA